Penicillium soppii is the source of this 1818-nucleotide messenger RNA. RefSeq lists its product as uncharacterized. The coding region runs from base 1 to 1818 and encodes 605 amino acids. The record is from RefSeq and is a predicted model, not a curated record. The transcript has a single exon. NCBI's taxonomy places the organism in Eukaryota, Fungi, Ascomycota, Eurotiomycetes, Eurotiales, Aspergillaceae.
AUGUCUCCUGUUGUUUCAAAGAUUGUCGGGAAGGGAGUUUCUCCAUUGGGUCGAAUUGACCGCCGACCCGGAUUCCUUGAGCAUCGGUCUGCUGCGAUUGAGACCAUCCGGUCUCCCCGGGCCGUCGUCAACCAGCCAAGAACAGUCGCAACUGGACCUAAUAAUCUCAGUUCCGACAUGGAGAGAUUUCUUCAACUGCUGGCACAGUAUGAUAUCCAAUGGAUAUCCCAGCCUGGGGUUGUCUCAAGUCUUCGCAGACUCGAAGAAGAGCGACGCCACGGUGGAGUUUCAUCAUCCGGUGGUCAAGACAAUGCCCCGACUAUCCCAACUGAGGAUACCCUCAACGCAUCUCUUGUGCGCCAAUCCGAGUGGACUGGAUAUGAUGGGAGCACCCACCGCCCUGUCUCCGACAAUAUCAUUCCUACCUAUUACACCAUGGGUGUUGGUCCUGUGACUCGAGACGACAAUGCUUCGGUGUACGAACAGGACGAGGAAGAAUACUAUGAAUCGAUUUACGACAAUCUGUUCCGACCUGUUGAAACCCCUGCUGUUUCAGCAAACCUUGAGCACCAAUCUACCGAAAGUGGUAUUGACCGCCAUUCCAUUUCUCAAAGUGGCACUCCAGAUUGUGACAUCACUCAUGCUCGUUUUCUCAAUUCAAAGCUGGAUCCAGAAUACUGGGACUCGUUGUAUGACAAUUUGCUUCGAAAUGUUCAACGUAAUAUUGAUCACCUUGCGCGAAAUGGCGCUCCGGACCGUCUCAAUUCGGGCGUUCGUUCGGUGACAACAGACGGCGAGACUUCAGUUUUUGAACAAAGCAAGGAAAGCCACUAUGUUUCGAUUUAUGCCAAUUUGCACCAACCUGUUGAGCCCGUGGAUGCUCCUGUGAAAGUCCGGGUUGAAGAUUCCGAAUGGGCCCCCCGAAAAAACCCCAACAAGUGGACUCCUCGUCAUGAUCCAGAUUGUUAUAUCUGGCGUCACAUGGAUUUGAAACGAUGGCGAUGUGAUGAUCUUACCGGAGAAUUCAUUCGCAUUCCUUCUGUCAGUCGCAGCCCCACUCACAGCCCCACGGGCUCAAAGCGGUCAUGGAAUGCGAUGGAGGAUGAGAUUGAUUCCAAUUCUCCCCGUUCCAACCCCAAAGGAGAACCUCUUCAGGGUCAACCGAGUACGAAGACACAGAAUACCGCUGGAUUUGCGGUUCACAACACACCUCAGCAUCAUGUCACCAUCCAGGAACAAGAUACUUCCAUGGCGCAUCUCAGCCACGCUGCUUCUGUCGUUAAUGAUGAUUUCGUUACCCGCGAGGACUUCAUUCCUGACGAAUACCUCAAGGUGCAACGCAAUAUCAAAAAUUAUGAUCUCGAGAAUAAUUCCAUUUCUGACGUCAAUACCUUCGACUCUUCCAGCACUUUGAUCGAUGAUGCUGAUUCUUCGUUUGAGGAUCUAGAUGAAAUGGAGGAUGGUCACAAGCACAAGGACCUUUUCGGUAAGAAUGGAUUUCUCACACAUGAGAGCAAAGCGGUAACAGUGAUGAAGCGCCACAGCAGUCUCAAGGGAAACUGGGAAAGCUUUUGUGGCCGCUUCAAAAAAAGGGUUGAUAUCUGCCUUAUAGCUCGGUUAAAGUAUUUUGCUAAUACACAUUCUUCUGUAGCAGGAGGUAGCUAUGUAGCAAAACCAUCCCCUGUCAAAACCUUCUACUGCAUUACAAACGGGUGUGCCUACCUUGCCCUGGGGCGACUCCCAAUCUGCCCCGGAUGUGGAGUUCCAGAGAUUUCUCGUGGACAGUUCAAAGGUCCUUUGACGUACUACGCCGAAUGA